UAGACACUACACACUUGAAUACACAAGGUGUGGUGUUCAUACCCAAAACAAGUGUCAGGUGUGACCAGGUUGCAGUUUUGUGUAGUAUCUUCAAAGCAUCGCUCUGGGAAGCUGGAUUUUUCGAUAUAUUUGAUAUAUUUGUCAUUUUAAAGUCACUGGGGCAAGAAGGCCUCAACACAGCUAAAUAAUGGCAGUCCUCGCCAAAUCAUUUUUGGUGUGCCUUCUGUGGACAAUACUUACUUUCUUGGAUCAUGCAUUUGCACAAACCCCAUCUCCGGCAAACCUACCAUGUGAGAUAUACGACUUUGCAGAUGGAACGCCUAUUCAAUCAGGAAAGCUUAGAGUAGACAUUGAGGAAACAGAUUUUAAACCCCAAGAUGAGAAGCUGCAAAUGAUCCGUGUGCCAAUUGGAGGUGCGAGCAAUAUUUUUUUAAAUGGCUCAACACCAAAAGAUUAUAAUACAAUGGUGAAAUAUGGAAUAACUGUUGGCUGGGAUGGAUCUGGAUAUAUUACGUUACUGGUGGAAGAACCAAUAAAUCGAGAUGGCAAUAAUACCGAUAACAAUGAUGAUUUGGAUGUUAUCUCGUUCCUGCUAGCAUGUGAAUAUUUUAUCGACGGUUUGACAGCAACAGAGUACAUAGAAAUGACACUAAAUGUGAGAGAUUCUAAUGAUAAUGCACCACAGUUUGGACAACCUUCGUAUCAAGUGAAUAUUAAAGAGGCUACUCCAGUAUCGUCCACUGUGCUUGAUACCAUUGCUGCCACAGAUCUGGAUGCUAAUGAAAACAAAAAGCCGUUCUAUAACAUCAUAUCAGGAAAUUUUUAUGGUACAAACAGAGUUUUCUCAAUGCCUGAAUCUUCAAAAGGAUACAUCAUGUUGGAAAACAAAGUUGACUUUGAGCUUUUAAACAGAAAUUCCAACUUAGAUUUCAGUAUCGUUGUCGAGGCCAGGGAUAACUCGCUAAAUGAAGCUGACAGGAAGACUUCCACAACUACAGUUACUAUAAGUAUAGAAGAUAGCGAUGAUCUGACACCAUCGUUCUACCACACUGCAUGCAGAGAUACGUCGACUCUUGUUAAUUCCUGUGACGGUGUUACCUAUAGAGCACUCAUUACCUCUGGAACUAGGGCCACUGGUGUUAUUCCUGUAAUUCCACUUGUUCAAGGAAAUGAAAAUACAGCAGCUAGUCUUCGUGCCUUUGAUCUGGAUCUGCUGAAUGCACCCAUAGAAUUUGAAAUUGUUGGCAGUAAGCCAGAAGGAUAUAUAAAUUACUUCUCUGUACAAACAUCUGGACCAACAACUGAUGCAGCUCUUCCUGGUCGAAACAUUUAUACAGCAGAACUUCGCCAGAACAUUGCUAUCAGCAGGAGAGAUGCCAAAGCAGUGUCACUUUAUUUAAAGGCAAAACAAACGGAUAAUAAUGAGAUGUACCGCUUAGCAACCAUAGAGUUUCAAGUACAAAGAAGUAAUGUUAACCCACCAGUAGUCUCCACUUUAACUGGUGGAACAACAGGUUACAUACGUGAAAAUGUGGUUGAUGGGACUAAUGUUCGUGUAUCUGCAACAGGAGAUCCAUCCCUGCAAAUAAUAGUCACUGAUCCAGAUGUGGUUGAAGGUGAUGAUCAAGGCUACAUUUACACUAUUACCACACCAUCGGUACCUUUUGCUAUCCAGUCAUUCAAUGACUCUGCCAUAAUAUAUUCAACAGGUCCAUUGGACAGGGAGAAUACACCAUCUUAUACUUUCACAGUUCAAGCGACAGAGAACAUAGGCGCGGGAGCACUGUCUGGUAGUAGACAGAUCACAGUUAUCAUACAAGAUGAAAACGAUAACAAGCCUACUUUCACUGCUUCUGGUUUCACCAGAACGAUCACAGAGGGGGAUUACUCUGGUUUCAAUAGGGUACUUCUCUCUAAUCAAAUAAGAGCAACAGACAUCGAUGCUGGCAAUAAUGGAGCCGUUUCAUACAGAAUAAAGAGUGUGUCUGUUGCGAGUGGUUCCCUGACUGAUGCAGAGGUAACCAGUAUCCUGCAGUUAGAGCCUAAUGGGGAUAUUUACUUGAAUGGUACAGUGUCAAAAGAUCUUUCAUUUGUGGUGACCAUUGAAGCUUCAGAUAAUGGUGCUAUAAGACCAAGGACAGAGGUAGAGACGCUAACAGUGACUGUUACAUCUGCUGGAUUGAAUCCUCCAGUGUUCGCUGCCAACAAUUUCAUUACCCAAGAAAGUGAGGCUGCCCCAGGCCAGUCUUUGGUCUUAACGCGCACUGCUGUAGAUCCUGAAGGUGGUCCUUUGACAUACAGAAUUGAGACAUACAUAACUGGCUCUGAUAAGUUUGACAUUGACCAAAACACUGGGGAUAUCCGAGUAACUGGUCCACCGGGUUUAAAGCCCCUUGACUAUGAGACAGAACAAAGAUAUGUGUUUACAGUUAUUGCUGAAGACAAUACUAACUUGGAGGGCACAGCAACAGUGACUGUGGACAUUACAGAUGUGAAUGACAAUGCUCCACAGUUCAACCGUCAGGAAUAUGUGUUCAAUGUUGAUGAAAAUCAAGAUAAUGCCAAUGUUGGGACCAUCAGUGGAUUUGAUGGUGAUGGAGAUACACUCAGUUUUCAGCUUGUUGACACAACAGCCUUUGCUGUAAGCUCAGGAUUAGGGGAGAUACGAACUACCAGAGCACUUAACUAUGAAGAGCAAAACCAGUAUGUAUUUUUUGCACGUGUUAUCGACUCAGGCAGUCCAUCUCUUGCCAAUAUGGUUAAAGUGACGGUAAAUGUUAAUGAUUUGGAUGACAACAUUCCACUUUUUGUGGAUGCGAUCUACACGGGCGAAGUACAAGAAGGUCAGGCUGGAAUUGCUGUCACAUCAAUUGCAUCAGGGAAUAAUCUUCAAGUUAUGGCAAAUGAUGCAGAUGAUACAAAUCAGAUAACAUACAGAUUUGAAAUUGAGCCAAACAAUGACUUUACAAUUGACCCCAGCACUGGUGAGAUCAGAACUGCAAGGGCUUUAGAUUAUGAGAUACAAACCUCAUACUCGUUCUGGGUGACAACUAACGAAGGACUAACUUUUGCACAAAAUGCACCGAACAGUCAAGCUAGAGCACGUGUUGACAUCUUCGUACGCGAUGUUAACGACAACGCACCUGUUAUCGGGGCCACUACUACCGAUAUAAGUGUACCUGAAGACUUUGUUGAAUAUCAGACAAGCCAGGGUAAUUCACUGGAACUUAAUUUUGGUCUCUUUGGGUCAGAUGACGACCAACCGAAUACUGGAAACAGUCAAAUAGAUUUUUCUAUAGAAUCUGUGUUCCCUGCCUCGGCCCAGGGCAAGUUUAUUAUUUAUCCUGGUUCAAACCUUGUCACAGUGAUUGGGACUCUUACAGAAAAUUUCAGUGGACCUAUACAGCUGACCAUUAGAGGAACUGACAGAGGGACACCAGCCCGACCAGAUAAUGGUGAUCUCAAAGUUACAGUUAAUGUGAUACGUAACACCGCACCACAAACAGUUCCAUCAGUCAGUCGCACGGAAUCAAUUGACGAUAAUGUUAGCACCGGUGCUCUGGUGUCUUCAUUUGCAAUGUCUGAUUCAGAUUUGGAGGUUCGAUACAGAACCCUGACGGUUGCAUUCACAGGAGAGACCAAUGCUCUGACAUUCUUCAGGAUAGAACGACGAUUCAGUGAUGACAGCUUUGUGGAUAUCUACACAACCAAUAAUCCCAUUAGCUCAGAUGAUGCUCUUGAGUACAUCUUGACGUUCACAGUCACUGAUGGCGGCAUUGGAGUAGCUCAACGGUCUACAGACUAUACACUUACGUUAACUGUGAACAGGAACAGAAAUAGUCCAGAAUGGUUUAGUUCAUUCUCGGCCCCAAUCCCAGUCAGUGAAAACCUUUUCCUCACCAACCCUGUUGCAACGAUCAACAUUAGAGAUCUUGAUCUCAGUGCACCACAUAAUCUGAUGGAUUGUGAAGUAGUCGGAAAUGCUGUUGCGAGAGACUAUUUCCGAACAGAGACAGACAAUGACUUAGGUAGAUGUUACGUGUACCUGCAGAGGUCACCAGCUCGUGACAGAACUUUGAAUGUAUUCAAUGUUGAAUUAAGUUUGAAAGACAGGGGUGUACCAACACCACUGCAGGCUUCUAACCUGAACCUUGUAUUCAACAUUACACGCAAUGACCGAAGCCCAAUAUUCUUUGAUCUUAUUGGUGGCAUAUAUACAGCUACUAUCAGUGAGAGGGAUGCAGUUGGAACACUUGUAAAGACUGUUUCUGCGACAGAUUCUGAUCCUGAUCCCCAGAACAACCAGAUUUCUUAUCGAAUUAUUGGAGAUUCUCUAAGUCAAAGUCUUUUCUCCAUCGAGGAUCAGACCAUUGGAUCUAGCUAUCAAGGACUAGUUAGGGUGAAUGAUGACCUGACUCUAGACUCUGCUUCAAGGUACCAAGUAAGAAUUGUUGCCUUUGACAAUGGAGUUUUUUCAAGGAGCGCAACUGCCUUGCUGAUCGUAACAGUGAGACGAAAUUUUGAAACACCAGCGUUUGAUACAAAUUCGUUGAAUUUAGCAGUGACCAUUCCAGAAGAUCAGGAACUCGGUGUUGGUAUUGCACAACUGUCAGGCAGUGAUGCUGAUAACCAAGAACCAAACAAUGUUGUCAACUUCCAGUUCUUACCAACCUCAGUUGGACAGGAUUUCUUUGCAGUUGCUGCAGACACUGGUGUUGUGUCUGUGAAGAAAGACUUGGGGUCAGAUACUCAAAACAGAUUACAAUUUCAGCUGUUUUUUCAAAUCUACGAUCUUGGAGAACCAAGGCUGACGAAUAUUAAUACAGCUACUCUUACUGUGACAGUGGUAAGAAAUACAGCUCCACGCUUCACUGAGCCACAAAAAUCUGUAUUCCCGGAUGAAACAGUGCCUGCAGGAUUUGAUCUCACCUCAUUCACCUACUUUGAUGCUGAUGAGAGUAAUGGACUAAAUGGGAAGUUCUCAACACUGACUUUUGACAUAGUGUAUCCAACUGGUGCAGACAACUUCUUUACUCUUGUUAACACUCCAGCAACUAGGACACUGACAGUACAGACAAGCAGGUCAUUACUGGAACCAGCUAAUCAAGAUAGAGUGAAUGAAUGGGAGCUGGAAAUACAAGUUAAAGAUGAUGGUGGUUUGACAGGUACAACUACACUUCUGGUUAAAAUAAACAGAAAUCUUGAGCGACCAGUAAUGGUUCAGUCAGUCAUGGUAGCAGAGAUACUUGAAAAUGCGGUAGCGGAAACCGCAGUUGGAGAACCUGUUCAGGCCACUGAUGCAGAUUCCUCGUCACCAUACAAUGUUCCAAGAUACUUUAUUGCUGGAAGUUCAGCAGGAGCAACAAAUUUCUUCACCAUUGACAGUCAAUCUGGACAGAUAAAAGUACGAAGGAAAUUGUACUCAUCCGACAAUACACAGUCUCUUUCUGACACAACAUACACUCUUAACAUUGGAGCAGAAGAUAAUGGAGGUGAUGUUAAACUUACAUCAGCGACCAACACUCAGUAUACUGUCACAGUGCUGCGCAAUCUAGAGACCCCAGUUAUAUCAAAUACAAAGAACGAAAGAAUUUCAAUUUCCAAGUCAGAAGCUCUUAACUCUGUAGUUUAUAGCGUUACUGCUUCAGAUGCUGAUGAGACAAGGAGGUUCCCAUUUCAAGACAUUACCUAUGCCAUCAGAAACAAUCCCGAUGGUAUGUUUGUGGUGGACACUAGAAAUGGAGCUACUGGCAGCACCAAAAUAGGAGAUGUUCGGCUCGUUGGAAAUCUCAAUACUGGACUUUCUGAAUAUACUCUGGAUAUCUCUGCGUGUGAUAGAGGACCAGUACCAAAAUGUGACGUUACAUAUCUUACAAUAUCAGUAGACAGCAACCUGGCGCGGCCAGUUCUGACCUUUCCUGAUGCCGGGAGCCAGUUCAGGGCUGCUGUACAGAUACUUGAAGACAUCACAACAGAAUACACUGUGUUUGAUGUCAAUGCCGAUGAUUCUGAUACAACAAGUCCGUUUGGUGACGUAUCAUUUGAGAUUGUUGCACCUACCACUGACGAGGCACAAGAUCAGUUUGUUAUAAAUAAAAAUACUGGUGUGAUUAACAUUAGGAAAUCUCUCAUUGGUUUAACACAGAACCAAUUUGUUGUAUACGUACAAGCUAUUGACGGAGGUGGAAGGCGCUCCAGUAACACUGGUGAAAUCACGAUUAAUGUUGUUAGAAACGAGUAUCCACCAAUUUACGUUAACUCAGCCACCAACACAUACCCAUAUUCAACAUCUAUUGACUAUCAGAGUCAGCCAGGAAUCAUUGUUGAUGUUAACGCUAUUGACAACAGAGACGCCUUCAACAUUGUUAAAUAUAAAUUGAGUACAAGUUAUUCAAAUUACUUUAGCAUUGAUGAAAAUACUGGUGUAAUCAGGCUCCUGGGUGAUCUAAGAGAUACAGAAGUACAGACGAUUGAACAGUUCAAUCUCCUUGUGACAGCGUAUGAUAACGGCUCUCCAGCAAAGGAAAACGAAACAAUUGUUGUUGUGAACAUAAACCGCAAUAACCAAAGGCCAUCAUUUGACGUUACUAAUUUAAAUGAGAGAAUCUCAGAGGAAACCACACCAAGCACCGUGAUCUUAACUGUGUCGGCUGAUGAUGGAGACCUUACGUCACCUUACAAUGUUGUGUACUAUACAUUGGUUGGAAACACAAAAGCUGAGCAGUUCUUUUCGGUUGACCGCAACAGUGGCGCAAUUUCCGUCAAAGCUGAUCUACGUGGGGAUGUUGAUAGGCUUUUAAACUAUGAGUUGAGAAUAGCUGCUACAGAUGGAGGUGGCCUAGGUUCCAGUAACACGGCAACAGCCAUAGUCAGUGUUUUUCGUAACAACUUCGAUCCUGUAUUUAGAAAUGCUCUGCCAGAAAUCACCAUUGAUGAAGAUAUAGCUACUGGAGAAACUGUCUAUACAUUUGAAUACAGUGAUAGUGAUCCUGAUGCACCGUUUGGAAAUGACAACCUUGUUCUGCAAACUCUUGGUGAUUUUGGUGCCACCGAUUACUUCAAUUUGGACCUUGCCGCUGGUAGUCUGACAGUUCGACAGGAUCUGUCGAGGCAACCAUUGGAUCAAUUCUCUUAUCGUGUGAAAGCAGCAGAUGGUGGCAGUCCACCAAGGACAUCUACAAGUGCACUGACUAUCAACAUAAGACAGAAUCUUAAUACACCUGUGUUUGAUACAAGCAGUGGUCCAUGUGGUGGAGAUUUUUCAGAGGAUAUAGCUGCUGGCACUUUCAUUACCUCAGUGAUUGCUACAGAUAUUGAUGUUAAGAAUCAAUUUAAUACAGUAACCUACUACUUUGACACUACAACUGAUGAUCAAACUUACUUCCAUAUAUCAAAACUUCCGAAUGGAGCUGGCGAAAUACGAUUGGCCAAAAAUUUGAAAGAUGAUCUGUCAAGACGUACAGAAUAUAGGGUACAAGUGUAUGCCACGGAUAGUGAGAGGACAUCUUCACCACUUACAUGUACAUUUACUGUGUACAGAAACUUGAAUACGCCACGGAUCACUAACACAAAUUUUGAAACAACAAUAUUCGAAAACCAUACUUUGUUUGCCCCUGUGUUUGACAUUGAAGCAGAGGAUAAUGACAAUAGGGCACCAUUCAAUUCACUGUCUUACAGUAUAACUUAUGACAAUGAAGCCCAAAGACUUUUCCAGAUCAACAGUAAUGGAGUUAUCACACUGCGUCAGAGCCUGCUCACAGAACCGUUGGACCAGUACAAGCUAUUGGUUCUGGUCGCAGAUGGGGGUAAAGUGCCACAAGUUACAUCGGCUGAAGUGAUUGUAAAUGUUUUGCGCAACUUCUUCGCACCACAGCUUGGUGUAGGGGAGCCUUCUGCCACAAUAAAUCGAGAAAUUUCAGAAAUUACGUCUCGAGGGACAGUUGUUGUUGAUUUAAAUGCUGUUGAUAAUGACAGAAAUCCACCUUACAAUACAGUGACAUACUCUCUUGUCAGCCUUUCAAGCACUGGCUCAUCCGGAACGCCAUUAACAAACCCAUUCAUUCUGGACAUGGAGACUGGAGAAAUUGAAGUUGCUGGAUCCCUUCUUAAUCCUCCCAGUUUUAAUGACUACACACUUACAAUUGCAACCCAAGAUGGAGGCAGUCCAAAUCCAAAAACAGGCGUAACAUAUACCGUGACAAUAACUAUUUACAGAAAUACCUUUGCUCCAGAAAUUUUGAAUUUACCAAACAGUACUCUGAUUGAUUCUACAAGACUUGCUGGACAAUUGGUAUUCGAUGUAAAUGCACGAGACAGUGAUACAAGAAUCCCAUUUAACCAGUUUGGUUAUUACUUGGCAGGGACUUACCCUGAUACGGACUUUUUCACAGUGGAUGUUAAUACUGGUAUAAUAAGCUUGUUGAGAAAUAUUAAUCUUGAUUCAAAGGAAGUGUAUACUCUUCAAGUUGAAGUACGUGAUGGAGGAAACCAGUAUAGAGUCGGUGAUCCAUAUUUGUCAACAUACAAAUUCCUACAAGUACGAGUGAACAGAAACGCUGGUGCACCUACUUUUAACCCAUCUAGUUACACCCCACAACAAAUCAUUGAACAUUUUCCAACUGCCACAGAUAUCGCAUCGAUCACUCUAAGUGAUCCUGAUGGUGAUGAAGUGGAAAUGAGAGUUGAUGACACAAGACCGAAAGCCGAUUAUUUCAGGAUUGACGGAAACAGGCUUCAGCUGAUCAAAUCGUUAAGUGAUGAUACAGACAGAUUGUCGACUUACACCGUCUUUAUUAAUGGAAAUGACAUUGGAAAUCCCAACAAUCCUGCAACAAAUACUGCCACGGUUACGAUUACUGUAGAUAGAAAUGACUUCCCACCAGAGUUUAUAUUUAUUAAUGAUGAUCGAUAUAGAGGAAGUGUAACACGUAACUCUCCAAAUGGAACAUUAGUUACUAGAAUAUCUUGGGAUGAUGAUGACAUAACGUCACCUUAUGGAGAUGUGACUGUUAGAGUUACUGCAGGAUCAGGCUUCUCUGAACAGAUCUUUGGUCUACGAAAUAUUGUAGGCAAGAGUGGUGAAAUUCAUGUUGUUAAUCAACAGCUUCUUUCAGCAGAUGAUUCUUAUGACUAUUCGCUUGUCCUUACUGCUACGGACGGUGGUCCAUCUCCCAAUUCAGUACUUGCUGAUGUCGACAUUUCAUGUGAGCGCAAUCUGUUGGCACCAACAUUUAAUCUGCCAGCUGGUUUCAGCCGUUACGAGGUUAAUGUUGAGGAAACCAGACAAGUAGGAUAUGAAAUCCUGACGGUUCAAGCUACUGACCUUGACCCCAAGGAGCCAAACAAUAAAUUCAAGUUCUAUGAACAAUCACCAAAUGAUUAUGUGAAGAUUGACUCAGAUGGUGUAAUCAGGGUUAAAGGAGAUCUGACAAUUCCAAACUCCCCAAUCAUCUACAACAUAUAUGUUGAAGAUGAGGGAGCAAAUGUCAAGUUGCGAACUAACGUUCAAGUGCAAGUCAAUAUCAUUAGAGAUACAGGCACAUUGGUUUUCAGAGAGACUCCUUAUAGUGGCGAAAUUGUGGAAACUGUUCCGCUUGGCUACACUAUUCUCACUGCAAAAACUUUACCCUCGGAUGGUGUAACUUUCAGUAUUGACAACGAUAAGUACUUAACUGCUUCUGUAUACUUCCAAAUUAAUUCUACAACUGGUGUAAUCUCUGUGGUUAAGAGCUUGUUGGAAGAUAAAUCAGGAACUGAACAAUACACACUGAAAAUUAAAGCAACACGUCAGUUUGAAGUGACCACGCAGUCAAUCACAACAGAUGUUCCAAUCCAGGUCAACAGAAACCCGAGUAGUCCAGUAAUAACAUCUGGUGUAUGUUUUGCAAGUAUCCCAGAGACAACACCACAAGGCACUGUUAUCGCUGACAUUGAUGCAACAGAUAAUGAUGCCAUUGAUGUGCCCAAUUUGCGGUUUUCAAUGGUAACUUCAAAUCUGAACAAUCACUCUAAUUACUUCUUUGUCAAUCCUACAUCGGGACAAGUUUUCCUCAAAGAGUAUCUUGACAGACCAAAUUUCAACAUUGGUACAUUCAUUUUUAGUGUGAGAGUGGAAGAUGGGAGAGAGAAAUCAGCACAGGUACAGUGUACAGUGACCGUUGGCCGUAACCUGCAGAGUCCAGAGUUCAUCAACAACCCACCAUACACUGCCUCUAUAUUGUUUAACCAACAGCUAGAACUGAAUUUUGUAACUCCAGAGGCAAUUGACAAUGAUUUACAGGGUGUAAUAGAAUAUGAGAUUACUGGUUAUGAUGCAGCUUCUCAGUAUUUUGGAAUUAGAAGUCUUUCAGAUGGUAAAGCGGGUGUCUAUGUGAAAUCACCACUGUUUGCUGAGGACAAGUUAACUACUUACGUGAUUGGACUGAGGGCCUAUGAUAAUUUAGUACCGGAUGAUGUUGCAGUGACAAACCUGACAGUGACAGUUAACAGAAAUCCCAAUGCUCCGGCUUGGACCAGAACAACAUACACCGAGUUUGUAAAUGAUUAUGAUAAAUUUGGUACCCGGAUAGUUCAACUGGAAGCAUCUGAUAUUGAUGGGCAUGCUGUGACAUUCACAGUAGACUCUGCCAACCCAAGUGACUGGGAUACAUACUUCCACCUGAACCCAGUAACAUCAAUUAUAAGUGUUAAACAGAGCCUUGUUGAUGCACCAUUCAAUGUUUACACGAUAAGAUUUAUAGGGAGAGACAAUGGUAUCCCACCACGUCCUACAAAUACCCAGGCCACAGUAGUGAUCAACAUAAAUCGUAAUCGUGCUUGUCCGCAGUUGAGUGUACCAAUUGGAGGUUUCACAGGUGUUAUCCGGGAAGAUGCUAAUGUUGGCACUCAAGUCAACAUACUAAUAACAGCUUCUGACACUGAUACAACUAGCCCAUAUAAUGUUAUCGAGUUUUCAAUGAUGGGUGAUGCACAGAUGCAACAGUUCUUUAGACUAGAAAACAUAUCAAAUACACAAGCAGUGAUCAGGACCGUAUCCAGCUUGAAUGUGUCAGAGGCCACAGUAUACAGGGCUGUGCUCAUGGUAACAAAUCCUGUUGAUCCAUCCUGCAGUGCCUCUUCGACUGUUACAAUCAAUGUUAACCGUAACCUAGAAACACCCGAGUUCACACAGGCUGAGUAUACUGCAGCAAUCCCAGAAACAGAAGAAUUUGGAAAUUUUGUACUUGGAGUCACUGCUAUCGAUAGUGACAGACUUGCGCAAUAUAGAACAACUACUUACAGACUCCAGAAUGCUCUAGGAGAGGCAGACGCACUUAAAUACUUCCGAAUUGACAAUGGUGGAAGGAUUUACGUUAAUGAUAACCUUUAUCUAGACAAUGCAGAUAGAACACCAUACAGGUUUACAGUUACAGCUGGUGAUGGUGGGCAACCUAGUCUCACAAACACAGCCAGUGUAGUGAUCACAGUCUAUAGAAACUACUUUACUCCCGUAUUCCAAAAUGUAGAUACAUAUGCUGAGACUAUAGCUUUUGACACUGCGGGUUCUGUGAUUUCAAAUGUUGUCACGGCAACUGAUGCUGAUACUGCUGUUUGGGACCCUUUCAGGACUGUGACAUACAACAUUGUUGGUCUGUAUGAAUCAUAUAGAAAUCUGUUCUCAGUGGAUCAAAACACUGGCACUCUUAGACUCAAUGCAAGACUCACCGGAGAUAUCCAGUCAGAAUAUCCUAUCCAGAUACAAGCUUGUGAUCAGGGAGUUCCACCAUUGUGUGAUGUAGCUGUAUUCAGACUGGGCAUCAAUAAUAAUCUGCGCAAUCCAGAAUUUGUAAGCACUGCUUGUGGACAACAGGUGGAUGAGAUCAGAACAGUCGGAGAUGUUCUAGAGACGAUCCUUACGAGAGAUACUGAUAGUGGUAUUUAUGGGGUCGUAAGUUACGAAUUAACACCAGUUACUCCAGGUGCUGACAACUACUUUGCCAUUAACAGUGCUGGGCAGAUAACUCUGAUCAGAGAGCUUGUUGGUACCGGAUCUGAUAGCUAUGAGUUCACAAUAAGCUUGCGAGAUGGUGGCAAUCUACCUUCAACUUCAACAUUGACCUGCACAUUUACAGUUAGACGUAAUAAUUUUACACCGGUGUUCACAAAUCUACCAAUGGUGCGAGAGAUUACGUCAAGCAUUGCAAACAAUAGCUUGAUUUAUGAUGUUGAUGCAACUGAUCAGGAUCCACCGACUUCUCCGUUUGGAAGAUUGUCAUACUCUUUAUUCCAUGCAUCAAAUGCUUUCUCGAUCAAUGCGAAUACCGGAGAGAUACGUCUUACUGGACCACUCCCAUCUUUGAGCACGUCUUCUGGCAUUGUAAUAUUUGUCAGAGUUCAAGAUGGUGGGGACCCGGCAAAAUUCAAUAGAUCAACUCUAAGACUGACCGUUCAGUCGAAUUUCGACACUCCAAGAAUACCAGCAGCUGUUUCGAGGGCAGUACUUGAAACGUUUGACAUAAGAGAUGAACUUUUCACUAUGGUAGCUGUGGAUGGUGAUCUGGCACCAAAUAAUGUACAGAGAUAUGAUAUUGACCCAUCCUCUGGUACACAAGUAACAGACUGUUUCAGGAUUAAUAAUCAAGGCCAAAUCUUUGCCAAAUCAACAUUAUACACACCACCUUGUGCAGGAAUAAACGAAUAUACGAUUUUCGUCACUGCCACUGAUGGAGGCAGUCCCACUAAAACAUCAGACCCACAAACUGCCCGUCUGCUUAUAACACGCAAUGAGUUCCCACCGGUCUUCCAAAAUCUACCUUCGACUGCUUCAAUACGAGAAGAUGAUGGAGCUGGUGCCAGUGUUUAUGAUGCUUUCGCAACGGAUGCAGAUACAACUUCAUCAUUUGGAAAUAUUACAUACAGUAUGAGAGAAAGUACUUCCCAAUCUUACUUUGUAAUUGAUCCAGUCAGCGGCAGGAUUUCUGCAAGGCGUGCAUAUGCUGAUCACAUACAGGAAACAUACACGGUGUUUGUCACUGCAACAGAUGGUGGACCAAUACCCAAGACAGACAGUGAAUACCUGACCAUUCAGGUAGCCAGGAAUCUGUUCGCUCCAGAAAUUGACGAAGCCUUAUACCAGUGGGUCAUACAAGAAGACAGAAGUAUCAACUCAGAGGUUGAUAGUAUCUCUGCUACAGAUAGAGAUACCAAAGAUCCAUGGAGACAGUUUAUUUUCGAAAGCCGUGGAACACCAACUGGUGAGCUAUAUUUUGAGCUGAGUGAAAAUGGUGUUGUCACAGUCAGGAAACCAUUGUAUGAAGAUACAACUAAACAAAAGCUCUAUGUGCUAAAUGCAGUUGCCAUCGACAAAAAUGGAGCGUCAGAUGGGCAGGUUAGCCAGCUAGCCAGGAUUGAGAUUACAGUGCUCAGAAAUGAUGACUGUCCAGUGUUUGUGAAUGUGCCAGCCAUACCGACCAUUGACGAGAGCCUCACAACUCAGUCCCUGAUCACACUGUCCGAUUAUGUUGUAGAUACAGACCCUGACGGACUUAUAUUUGGUCAGCAUACUUUCCGGCUGAUUAGUGACAAUAACAUUGGUGCAUUAUUCUCAGUGAACCAGAAUAAUGGUGAAAUCAGGACCCUGUCAAGUCUUUACUCUGAUUCUGAACUGACAUACUUUGUGAGAGUUGAAGUGAAAGACGGAGGCCCGUCAAGCUGUUCCGCUACCACUGUUGUUACUGUCAAUGUUAACAGAAACUUGUAUGCGCCUGAAUGGAGAAACACUAUGCCAGGAACAACUGAUGAGUUUGAGUUCAGAAUAAAAGAGACACUAAAUCCAAAUACACCAUUCUUUACAAUCUUUGCUGAAGAUCAGGACAAUAAGGUUCCAUACAGCAAUGUGAGAUAUGAAGUGGUGACCUCAACAGAUUUUUUUGGUGUGCAGGCCACAACAGGACAGAUGUACUUGACUGUAAGCCAGAUUGGUCUUACACAGAAUACGUAUCAAUUUGACAUAGCUGCUUAUGACCUUGGUACACCAAAUAAAAGGACUCCUGGCAAGAUGACAGUGUAUGUGGAUCGCAACAGAUUCCCACCAGAAAUCCUCAAUUUGAAUGCUGAAGUGGACAUAAAUGAAAAUCGCCCUGUUGAUUCCUUACAGUCAGUGUUUGACGUGCAAGCACGUGAUAAUGAUACCAUAAGUCCAUUUGGUGAUGUUAGUUUUGAACUGAUUGGUGAUGAUAUUGCUACAAGCUUCUUUCAAGUCAACAGUAAUGGGAAUGUUUUCCUCAUUAAAGCACUCGAGAGUGAUAACAGUUUUAACCAACUUCAGCUGAGAAUAAGGGCAAGGGAUGGAGGAAGUCCAGCUAAGACAGACACAAAGCUUCUCAUAUUUAACAUUCGUAGAAACAGAAACCUGCCAACUUUCUCGACUCGAUUCUAUAACAAACGUAUCCUUGAGACACAACCAGUUGGUGUUGAAUUGAUCAAGGUCACAGCAACAGAUAACGAUGAAGAGUCUCCCAAUAAUGAUAUUGAUUAUUACCUUGAUGCUGCCAGCAAUGAUGCCAACAUCGGCGAUUUCUUCAACGUCGGACGACUGGCCGAGGCAACUGGCGAUCUUGGUGUACUUUCCUUGAAAAAGUCAAUGAUGGAGUACCCUAACAGCCUCACCCAGUUCACUGUUACAGUAAAUAUAUAUGCACGGGAUCGAGGAACUCCAAACAAUCAGUCACCAGAGUCGGCCCGGGUUACAGUGACGGUGAUCCGAAACACACCACCAAGAUUUACCGACACUGAUGCCAAUAGUAAUUACGAAUCUGGUGGUAUACCUAUGAACCUGCCUGCAGGUGGCACUGUGUUCCAGACAAAAUACAUAGAUACUGACACUGAUACUCCAUUCAGAGAUCUCGAGUUCUCCAUUAAGGGAGAUGCAACUGCACGUAACGUGUUCAAUAUCACUUCCAGUGGUGUAGUUAUCACCAAGCCAGGAGUCAACCUAGAAGCUCUGCAGCCUAUAGAUUACUAUUUGCAGUUAGAAGUGAAAGAUGGCGGUACACCACCUCUGGUCGAUUAUGCUUACCUUCAUGUAUUUGUUGAGAAGAACUUGUUCCCACCUGUAUUUGCUAACAACAAUAGAGACCUAGAAGAGGUUAUUCCUGAAAGCACACCUGUAGGAACAACAGUUCUCACUGUGUCAGCUAGUGAUGCGGAUGUUAACGAACCCAACAAUGAGUUUGAAUUUUUCCUCGAGGACAGGAAUCCCAACAGUGGACAUGCCAGUUACUUCCAGUUGUUCAAAGAUGGUUCCUUAGUUCUCAAAGAAAACUUAAUCAACACUGUCAUAGCAAAUGAUGAACUUCUGUUGAGAGCAUAUGCAAGAGAUAAUGGAUCACCCCAGAAGUCGAGUUUCAUCAAUAUCAAGGUUACUAUCGAUCGGUUGGAGGGAACUCUGACCUUUACCGCCCCAAGUUAUGCAGAAACCAUUGAUGAAAACAGACCUGUUGAUGAAGUUGUUGUUCAGGCUAGAGCUUUCCCAGGCCCAAACAUUAUAUAUAGUCUUGUAGAAGGGGCAGACGGUAACCAGUACUUCAAGGUUGCUUCUAACGGAGACAUCCUUGUAAGAACUGACCUUCGUACAGACAGCGUCAGGGAAAGACCUUUUUAUGAGUUGACAGUUAGGGCGAAGAAAGAGGAAUUGAGUAUUACACAGACAGCAACAGCUCUUGUCAAUAUCACAGUAAGACGCAACCAGAACCCUCCAAUCUUCACUCAAGAGGUUUAUACUGGGCAAGUGUGGGAAAAAGACCAACUUCCUCUUUAUCCAGUAUCUACACCUAUUCUUGCUGAGGAUGCAGAUGGCGAUGUAGUACGGUACAGAAUAGUUGGUGGAGAUAAAUCAGAAAACUUCUUCAUCUACCCAUUUUCUGCUACAUUUAUGGUUGUUGGCUCUCUGGAGAAUGACCCAAGACUGGUUUACACGUUAACAAUUGAAGCAUCUGACCAACGCAAUCCUGCAAGGACUGAUACAGCCCAGGUCCAGAUCACUGUUGUUAGAGACAGAUUUGCUCCAGAAUUUUUGAAUCUGCCAAAUUUAGCCCCAACCAUUUUGGAAACAAGACAGGAGACAGAUGGAUCCUUCUUCACUAUCCAGGCCAGAGAUGAAGACCUCAGGGGAACUUUGACAUUUGAAAUUGUUGGAGAGGACCUUGCUCUGGGCUUGUUUAAACUGGUGGUGAAUGGAAAUGAAGCGCAAGUUUUAGUUCAACAGGACAGUAGCCUUAGACAGGACCUUAGCAAUGAGUACAUUCUGCAAGUGAGAGUGUUUGACUCUGUCUACCCAGAUGAAGUUGACCAGGAUACUCUCACUAUCAGAGUCACACGGAAUCCAAAUACACCAGACAUACUUAACCUUGGUAACCUCAAUGCAGAAAUUUGGGACACACAUCCCAUUGGAGAAUUCAUUCUUGAUGUCAAUGCCACAGAUGCAGAUAAUGAUGCCCUGACAUACUCAAUAACUGAUGUUGGUAGUUUGGAGUUUUACUACAUUAAUCCAACAGAUGGAGUUAUAACACUGAGAAAAUCAGUGUCUCGCUCUGGUCCACCUUCAAACCAGGUAUCACUGCAAGUCUGUGACGAGAGAGGUCCAUACUUGAAAUGUGCUCAAGCGGUUGCUACCAUUACCAUCAAGCGUAAUGGUGUCUCCCCAAUAUUUUUUGGUCCAUAUAUCCGCUCUCUGGAUAGAAACGCUCCUGCAGGAUCAUUUGUAGUUGAUACUGAUGCCCAAGAUUCAGAUAGAAGGGGUGUGAUCAUCUAUGAAUCAACAGGGCGCUUUGAAUCAUCAAAUUCUUUCUUCGAAAUCGACAGAAAUAAUGGCACCAUCAGAACCACCAAAAACAUGAACCGUGAUGGAACCGUUGCUCAGCAGUAUCUGUUUGAGAUCAUUGCAUAUGACAGUUUUUACCCGACUGAUCAAGCCACUGCCACUGUCACUAUCAAUGUUAAUAGAAAUCCACAAGCACCUGCGUUCAGAGAUAAUCUUGGAGCGAAUUACUUUGUCUCCAUUGAUGAAACACAAGCUGUUGGAACAACUGUUCUUCGGAUGAAUGCUACAGACACAGAUGGGGACACUGUUACCUUUGAGAAAGACAGUAACUGGGAAGCACUGGACUCGAGAACUUUCUUCUUAGAUAGAAAUACAGGUCAAAUCAUUUUGUUAAGACCACUGGAUGAUGCUAAAGAUAACAACAGAUAUGUGUUCCAAGUGCAAGCCCAGGAUUCAGUACCAGAUCCACUGAAGAAAUUUUCCAUAGCAACAGUUACUAUUGAGGUAGUGUUUGACAGCCCACCAGUAUUUGAUUCGGCGAACUACACUGCUGUAGUGUCGGAGCUUGAACAGCCUGGUUAUACCUUGAAUGUUGACAUAGGAGCUAGUGAUCCUGAUUCAUUUGCUGGUCAACUGUUCUAUGAAGUCGUCGGAGAGCUUAGAGCUCCUUUCUACUUCAAUGUGUCAAGGGAUCCAGUUACAAACAAGGCCAUUGUUAAGCUGAGAAACAGUCUCCUUGGAGACCCAGUUACAGAAUUUGAUGUAAAGCUUCAAGUCUAUGAUGUGAAUUUUCCAUCGAAAAAAGUAUACACUCACCUGUAUGUAACAGUGCUCCGUAAUAUCUUUGCUCCUGUUAUUGCCAGCAGAAAUGUUAGGAUAUUUGAUUAUCAUAAUACCAGGAUACCUAUCCAUAUGAUGAGUGGAACUGAUGGCGAUAAUGAUGUCCUUAUAUAUUCAAUGCGAGGUGAAGGAGUACCAGAAAUGUUUGACAUUGAUUAUCUAGAGGGUGGAAUAUAUGUGCUAGGAGACUUGCGCAAUAAUGGAACAAAAGUCUUCCGAACAUUUGUAGAAGCCAGAGAUCAAAGAAACCCGGAGAAAACCGGCACGGCAGUAAUUACAAUCAAUGUAGAGUAUGACGAUGUGCCACCACAAAUCGAAAACCAGAUAAACGGUGUCAUUGAGGCAUUUAUUGAUGAGAAUGUUGAUAUUGGAACAAGUGUGGAAACUAUUACAGCGAGGGAUCAAGAUAUCAUUUCAGAUGGAGAGGGAUCCAUUGUCUAUGAACUACAACCAACUGGAAAUGGCGUAGGAUACUUCACCUUACAGCCUAAUGGAUUGAUAGAGACUGCAAGAUCAUUCAACAUGUCCCAGAGAAAUGUCUUCAACUACACUGUGACAGUGCAUGUCUAUGACUCGAGGUAUCCAGAAAACUGGGUACCUGCCACCCUGUUUGUAAGAGUUGUGAGGAAUGAGAAUGGACCAGUGUUUAAUCCAGCAUCCUAUCAAAUACUAAUUGAUGAGACAGUUGCAAUGUACACUUCUAUCGGUCAGGUGUUCGCUACUGAUAGAGAUGUUCUGGAUGAAGUAACCUUUUCUGCUAGUGCAAGUAGUUUGUUUUAUGUCGACCCUGUAUCUGGUGUGAUAAGAGUUAUUGGAGAUGUCCUGAAUGACAUUGGGCAGGCAACGCAGUAUACUCUCCAAGUGACGGCUACAGAUAACUUCAGACCGGUUUCUAAGACCCAAACAGUUAACGUCAACAUCAUUGUUAAUCGUGACAGUUCCACUCAGUUUACUGGACAGGAUCCACUGAGGCUAUCAGUGUCUGAGAAAGAAGCAGUCAAUUUUACAAUCACAAACUUUGGUAACAGGAUCACAGCUCAGGACAGUGAUCUUCAGGAUUCGCAGAUUACCUUUGAGUUGGUUUCAACACCGGCCUCAGCACUAGGAUCCCAUUACUUUGGUAUAAAAAGAUUUGACAGCAACUCUAUGGAUGUUUUCAUCAGGAACAGUUUGAUGAGUGGCUUUAGGAACAUGAAUAUAUUCCAGCUUCGAAUUGUGGCAUAUGAUGCUCUUCGACCUCGUAAUAAAGUAUACAAAGAUGUGUUCAUCACAGUGAUCCGUAACCAGGGAGGCCCUGAAUGGACCUUUUUCCUUGAUGAUGUAACAAUUCGUGAAGAUUUACCUGAAUUUGACAUUGUUGCAAAUGUCAGUGCGAGAGAUACUCAAGAUAAUGAUGAAAUUACAUAUGCCAUUACGAAUGAAGUGGUAAGAGCGCUAACCUCAGGACCAUCACAAUAUUUCAUGAUUGAUAGUAAAACAGGAGUUGUUCAACUGAAGGAAUCAGUACUUGGAUCCAAUAUUGAUUCAUUUGAGCUCACAAUUCAAGCAUGUGACAGUGGCAUUCCAAAGAAAUGCAUUCCCAGAGUGAUGACAAUAACUGUGAGCAGGGAUCACUUCCCACCUCGAUUUGGUUCAGAUCCAUUUGAAUUCUUCAUGAGUGAGAUUGAAAAUGUUGGAUACAGCAUUGGAAAAAUAAGCUCUACAGAUAACCAGCCUUUCGGUCCGACUGUUUAUGAGUUGAUCAAUCCUCCGCAGUUCUUUGCACUGAAUGAAACGACUGGAGAACUCAGCUUGAAGGAAUCCCUCUUAAACUACACUAAUCUAGUGUAUAGGUUCCAAGUUCGUGCUUACGAUACAGGAGAGCCAUUAUAUAUUGCAACAGCCAAUGUGAUUGUCUAUAUAUCUAGAAAUCCAAGCGGCCCUGUGUUUAAAUUAGCACCAUAUGUUAGAGAAGUACAUGAAACAUUCCCAGUUGGCGACAUGCUGUUUGAUGUUGAUGCUGAAGAUCUGGAUGGGGAUACUUUGGUAUACUCACUUGGUGGUAAUGAUGAAGAUUUAUCUUACUUCUUCAUAAACCCAAUCACAGGUGUUAUCAGUCUCCAGAAGUCUCUCAAAGAUCCACCCAAAACAAGAUUCACGUUUUUUGUAAGAGUGCGUGAUCAGAGACCAGUAGAAGAAAAGGAUGCGACCGCCAGUGUUCAGGUAGAUGUGGACAUUGAUGAUGCCCCGCGCAUCACCAGUACACCAGUUAUUACUCCCCUACAGGAGUUCGCUGAGGCUGGACAAGAAGUACACACAGUUCAAGCCAUUGACCUUGACCUAGCUGGUAACAUGACCUAUGAUCUUGUUGGUCGUCCACCUGCUGGAUACAUGUUCAACCUAGACUCGAGAACCGGGGUGAUUACUUUGCUGAGGGACAUCGAUAACGGACCGGAUAGAUUAAGCACGUAUAUUCUGGAAGUUGUGGCCUAUGACAAUUUAUAUCCUGACAACAAGGCUACACAGACGAUGACUGUCUCUGUAAUUGUGAAUCCAGGCACUCCUGAAUUUAAACCAAAUGCAAACUACCGUUUCCAAGUGAAUGAGACUGUCCUGCCAGGAUCAUUGGUUGGCACAGUUCUUGCUACAGACAGUGAUGGAGACACAGUUGUAUAUGACCUGGUAGGAUCAACAGGUGAUGCUACAAGUUUCUUCUUCCUUAAUGAAAAAACGGGUGAAAUCAGAACUCAAGAUCGAUUGACGGAUGCUUCCCAAGAUAUAUACACAUUGACGGUUCAAGCUAGCGAUGGACGGGGACAACCUGUGCAGGGACAAGUGGAAAUAACUGUUGUGCGUAACCCAGAUGAUAUAAAACCUGUAUGGCUAGACACUGAUACAGAUGGAGCAUAUAGAGCAGAUAUUUUAUUCAAUGUACCCGUAAAUAGGACCAUCAGUAACAGAGUGCGAGCUUUCGACAGAGACUUGCUGGGCCAGUUACGAUAUGAAGCCAUAGGUGACAGAGUUGCCAUCAACUACUUCCGGGUUGACCCAAUAUCUGGAGAUGUGGAAUUAAUGAAAGGACUCGAUACUGACGAUUUUUCAGCUCUUGUCUACAGGCUAUAUGUAGUGGCGUAUGACACAGCACGGCCUACAAAUAAAGCUGAAACAGUGCUAUAUAUUUCUGUUACACGAAACCCAACCACACCAUCAUUUGGAGCAGGUGAAAUCCAGUACUCAGUAUUUGAAAAUAGGCAAAUUGGAUUCACAAUAGAUCGGUUGCAGGCUGAAGAUGCUGAUGGUGAUACAAUCGUAUAUUUCACGGAAUCUCCUUCUCCUCCGGAAACACAAACUUACUUCUCAAUGAAUCAGAGAACGGGCAUCAUUGUAGUGAAUGGCGAUUUGAGAGACAGCAGAAGAUUUGGUGAUGAAUACAAAUUUAUCGCAGUAGCUAACGAUCAAGGCAUCCCUCAAAAGACUGGUACAAUAGCCGUGACUAUUUUUGUUGAUCGGGACCGAUCUGAUCCUGUCUUCCAAUCACGAGAAGUUAAUGUGACAAUUGAUGACAAGUACACUAUAGACCAGUUUGUUACCUCUGUUGUUGCUUCAGAUUCAGACAUGCGAGAGAACAUCCGCUAUGUUGCAGCCAACGACAGCUAUGCAAUGGCUUUCUUCAAGGUUAACCCAACGAACGGUUUUAUUUCAGUCAACAAGAAUCUCAGUGUUACUAGAGAUACAUACUUUAGGAUGGAAAUUGAAGCAUAUGACACAUUCUUCCCUACUAACAGAGCAAAAGCUAUUGUCAACAUUUUUGUGAUAAGAAAUGGUGAUGAAAUCUCAUUUGUGAACCCCGGAUCAUACUUCACCUCAGUAAAUGAGUACCGAGGAUUGUUUGAAGAGAUAUUCAGGGUUACAGCCAUUGACCAAGAUGGAGAUUCAGUAUCGUACCGCAUUGUGAACUCACCUCUUGCUCUUCAAUACUUUUACCUGGACCGUUCCAGCGGAGCCCUCAUGAUCAGGAAAACUCUUGCUGAGAAUCAGCUUAAUGACACAUAUGUGUUUACCAUUGAGGCACGAGACUCCAGAAUGUACUUUACUAAAUAUGCAUACGCUACAAUGAGGGUCAACGUGCUGCGUAACCAGCCACCAGUAAUUAACAACCUUCCUGAUGGUGUCACCAUUUCAGAAAAUAUUUUACCAAAUGAAGUCAUUUUCUCAGUCCAGGCUUUUGAUCCAGAUCUUUUGGCAGGAAGUUCGUUGGUGUAUUCCAUUGUUGGCGAUGGCUAUGCUCCAGGGUAUUUCAAGAUAAAUGAGGGCAAUGGACAGAUAUCAGUAUCAUCAAGCCUUAGGAAUACCAAUCAGUUGAGCUAUACGGUGAGAGUAAGGGUAUAUGAGAGCAAGAUACGGCAUAUGGCAGCAUUUGCUAAUCUGACAGUUUCAGUGACUCGCAACGAUUUUGGACCAUCAUUUAAUGAGACUCCAUACUUCAGAGAUCUUGAAUGGCGUGACAAUCCAGGCAAAGUUGCUGUCACUCUCUUUGCCACUGAUCCUGAUGGAGACACAGUAACAUAUGAUUUCGGAGCAAAUGAUGCUGCAGUCAGCCAAUACUUUAGUCUCGAUACUGUCACAGGAAGAAUGACUCUGAGACGAAAACUUGAUCCAAACACAUCUCAAAUCACAGUACAAGUUGUUGCCUCGGAUAACCGUGGAAAGACGGCCAACACUCAGGUCAUUUUUAAUGUAGACAUCGACAGAGAGAACCCUGCUUUCGAUCCACAACAAGCCGUCAUUGCUUUUAGAACAGAGGAGACUCGACCCACAGGCUAUACUAUUGGCUCUGUAUUGGCAAAGGAUGGCGAUCUUAGAGGAAAUAUCGUUUAUGAGACUGAUGGAGGUUUCCUGGGCGAUUAUUUCUUUGCUGUGAAUCGAACUACUGGUGAAAUCUACAUUUUGAGAGAUUUGACAGGGGACACAGAGGCUAGAACAUUAUAUACUUUGUACAUUGUGGCAUAUGACGAUAAGGUACCUGAGAAUCGUGCCAGGGUAGAAGUCCAGAUAACAGUUGAUCGUAACCAAGGAUUCCCACAGUUUGAUCGUUCAAAUUACUUUGUACAGUUGGAUGAAUUUCAUCAGUUAGCUGUCAGUGUGGUUAACAUUACAGCGUCAGAUCCAUUAGACAAUGAUAAGAUAACAUACAGUAUUGAAGAUAACAGCCAGAGUCAGGAUGUGAAUCGUAACUUCUACAUUAAUUCUGAUACCGGAGUAAUAUAUCUCCGCAGAAGUUUAGUAGGAAGUCAAGGGGAAGACUUUAAUUUUGUUGUUGUUGCUACUGAUGACGGUAACCCUCAAAGAUCAAGUCAAGCAAAUGUGAGAAUCGUGGUGGUACCUGUUGGCAUCCCAACAUUCAACCCGCCACUUGAAAAUACCAUACGAGAAAACAUUCAGAUCAACACGGAGGUUAUCAAGGUCGAAGCUGUUCACCCAAUCCCAUCUAGAACACCGGACCUUGUUUUUGAGAUUGUUGGACAACCUCCAAGCCCAUACUAUUUCCACAUAAACUACGAAGAUGGAGACAUCCGUGUCAACAGAAGCUUGAAAAAUGAUGACAGAGAUUUCUAUAUUAUAACUGUGAAAGCGUAUGACCCAGCCACACCUUUACGAGCAGCAUAUACCGAUGUGACUAUCACUGUGAUUCGAAAUGUAAAUCCACCCAUAAUUCCUCGUGACGAGUAUGUUGUCACUUUGUAUGAUAAUGAACCGUUGAAUACUAUUGUCACCAUCGUGAAUGGAACAGACGCAGAUGGGGAUCAGCUCACAUACACCAUAACUGGCAACCAGGACUGUCUAGAUACAUUCAAGAUGGAGUCCAGUGUAAUGAAUUAUGGUGUAUUGACCUUGGACAAGAACCUCAUGCUCACAAGCGGUUCCAGCUUUGUUUGUGAUGUUACUGUAACUGACAAUGGCAGGCAAAAUCCAAAGUUUGACACAACAAGAGUUAUUAUAAAUGUCAUUCGCGUACAGCCACCAACAUGGGUUACUAAUGUUGAAUAUAGGAAAACCAUUGAUGAAGAUGAGCCUGUGGGACUAGAUCUGGAAACACUGAGUGCAACCAAGCCGGAUAUAGAGGGUCGUAUGUUCUAUGAACUAAUUGGUGACUUCCCAGCAGAAUCUUAUUUCCAAGUUGACAACACUACCGGCCUCGUCGAGUUGUACCGUGAUCUUAGAUAUGACAGUUUCCGUACAGACACAUAUGUGUUGAAGGUUGUUGCAUAUGAUACGGCUCGUCCAUUGUUGAGGACCACUGCCACAAUUUAUGUGAAGGUUAAUCGUAACCUAAAUGGACCAAGAAUAAAUCCACCAAAUGUUGAACUAAAUGUUGAUCAAGAUGAAAGUCUUUCCUGGGGAUACCCAGUUAAUGUGACAGAUCCCGAUAGUUCAAACCCAAAGUGCUCCAUCAUUGGUAAUACAAAGGCAGAUGAGUACUUCAAAAUCAACCCAGAUACAUGUCUUAUCACACUUAGGAAAAGCCUUGCAGAUGAUCCAGAUCUGACUACAAGAUAUGAGAUUCAAGUAAGAGUGGAUGACAACAGCUCACCAAACAAGUUCACAACUGGCUUUGUGUAUGUGAAUGUACCACGUGAUCUUCGUGAUCCUCAGAUUAACCUACCACGAACAGUAAAUAUUGAAGAAACGGCUCAACCUAAUUUCCUAGUUUUUGACGUGGAUGGAACUGAUCAGGAUUUAAGGGGAAAAAUUAUAUACAGAAUCGUUGGAGAUUUCCCAGGCAGCCAGUACUUUCAAAUUGAUGAUGAGGGAAGAAUUACUGUGAGAUACUCGCCAAUGUCUGACACGCUCGAAUCUGGAACAUACACUAUUCGGGUAGAAGUCUAUGAUAGCGUCUGGCCAAACAACAAACAAUACGGGACAUUGACUAUUAACAUCAACCGUAACCCUGGAAAACCAACAUUCACCCAGUCAGUUUAUGAAAAACAAAUCAAUGCAGAUUUCCCAUCUGGAGAUAUCAUUUUAACUGUAAAUGCUACAGAUUCAGAUAAGGACAAGAUCACCUAUGUAAGCCUGGCUACACCAGAAGUCAGAAAAGUUCUGUUCUUGUCGGAGAGUGGAGAAGUGUAUCUCAUGGAAGAUUUGAUAGACCUGACCCAGAGAACCACAUACGAAUUCCAAGUGGAGGCUCGUGACAACCGUAAGACAAACCCGCAGACUGACACAGCAACUGUUCGGGUGAUUGUUACACCACUUGCUGGUCCUCCGAGGUUCGCAGACCAAUAUGUCCAAGUGGAGAUCCCAAUAACACAGGCGAUCAACUCUUCAUUCUAUUCUGUCAGUGCUUUUGAUCCAGAUCUAAGGGGCACCGUUCGCUACAUACUGGAGGGAAUGCCGCCAGGAACAUCCUUUUUCCGUCUGGAUGAAGGUUCAGGACAGAUCUUUGUUACACAGAGUCUUGUCAACAAUAUCAGGGAAUACACGUUGUUCAUCUCAGCCUAUGACACUGGAAUGGAGAGAAUGGACAAAGGUUAUUUGACAGUUUCCGUAAAGAUUCUACGUAACUUGAACACACCGCGGUUCGAUAGUGGCCAGACUACAUACUAUGCUUCCAUAAAGGAUUAUGACCCAACAGGAACGUUUGUCAUUAAAAUCAAUGGUACAGAUGACGACAUUACUUAUCCAGAGAAUGCAAUUGACUGGGGCCUUGUAGUCGGAAAUGUUGGUACAGAUUAUUUCAGGAUUGAUUCAAAUAGCGGACUUAUCUCUUUGUCCGAGCGUGUCUCCUAUGAUCCUGCCCGGCCAUCACAGUAUGUGUUGUAUGUAACCGCUUCCGAUCGUAGCCCUGACCCAGCCACAGUGCGUGCAGUUACUGCCACUGUUACAGUUAGCGUUGAGAGAAAUGUUGCGCCCGUCAUUUUGGACAAAAAUAACUAUGUUAGGACCAUAUCUGAAGGUGCUGAUUUGGAUACUGUAGUGUUUGAGAUCCGAGGUACUGAUGGUAACCCAGCAGACUCUCUGAAUGGACAACUAACAUAUGAUAUUAUAGAUGAAGAAGCAAAUAAAAAAUUCCAGAUUGACAGCAAUGGUGCAGUUACACCUAGAGUUACAUUGAAAGAUAUAGAUCAGCUUAAUUGGCAAUUUACUGUUCGUGUCAGUGACAAGGGUAUUCCUCCACUAUCCGAUAAUGCUAGUGUUACAAUCAAUAUACAAAAAGUUGGAGCUCCAACAUUUAACCCAGAUAGAUAUUCUUACUACUUAGAUGAGAAUGAGAAUGUUGGUAAAUUCUUGGUAACUCUAAAAGCGGAUGAUCAAACCCCAAAUGGACCUUUAAUCUACGCGAUCAGAGGAGAUGGUUUGGCACGGGAGUACUUCAGACUGGAAAUGAAUAAUGAUGCAGCAGAAGUUAGAGUGAACAAGUCAUUCAUUCUUGAUGACAACAAUACUCCGUUUUACAUCCUUAGAGUUCAUGCAUAUAGACAGCGAGAACCCAAUGUGUUUGCUGAAGCUAUUAUUACAGUGUAUAUUAACAGGAACCCAAAUGCUCCAAUCUUUUCUCAUGGAGACCUUGUAUUUACCAUUAAUGAGACCAUCGCCUUAUAUUCUGUAUUUGGUAGGGUAAAUGCCACAGACAAAGACAAAGGUUCAAAUGGACAAAUUGUUUAUCAGAUAAGUGAGUCUGACAGGUCACCAAACUAUCUGUUUGAUUACUUUAAAGUGAACGAAAACAACGGAGAACUUAGUGUAAUUAAAUAUCUCAGGAGUGACCGGAACACCAAAACAUAUACCAUGUUUAUCAUUGCUGCAGAUAAGGGAGUUCCCUCUAAGUUCAAUCAGGUGAAGGUUACAGUGAAUGUUCUACGAAAUCCAAAUCCUCCAACAUUCCAAAACACUCCAUACAGAACAUCUGUUAAUGAGAACGAAGAGAUCAAUUACUCUGUUAUUAAAGUUGAGGCUACUGAUGCUGACGGUGAUGAUGUAGUCUAUCAAAUCAAAAAUGAACCUCCAGCAUCUCUCUACUUCAAUAUUGAUGAAACAACUGGUGUGAUCACCACCAAAGCGUAUCUAUAUCAAGACAAUGUAGAAUAUUAUACUAUAACUGUGCUUGCUUCUGAUAAAACUCCUGCUGCUCAAACAGCUGAGGCCAACGUCAUCGUCGAUAUCAUCAGAAAUCCAAAUAAACCAGUUUUUGUACAGGAUGGAUGGAAUGCUUCAAUUUCAGAGUAUGAUAGCAUUGGAACAAUAGUGGUAUCAGUAUCAGCCACAGAUGAUGAUAAUCCAAAUAGUAACAGUGGUAUAAUACGCUACAAGUUUGGCGAGAACAUACAGCCCCCAGAUGCAAGACCGUUCUUCUCCAUCAGUUCAACUGUCGGUGAUAUUACAAUAUCAAGAAGUUUGAUAAGAACAACGCCGGUACCACUGACGGUCACUCUAGAAGUUGAAGCAUACGAUUUGUCAUUUAGACCAAAGACUUCCACUACAUUGGUUACUGUAGAAAUUGUCCGUAACCGAUUUGCACCAGUCUUCACCAACGGUUUGACAUAUGAGAAAACAGUCUAUGAGCGUGAUCAACUAUAUUUGGUAAUUGCCAAUUUACCUGCUUCUGAUCCAGAUAUAGAAGUGCCACUUAAUAAAGAUACUCCAAAUGCAGACAUUAUAUAUAGUUUGAAAAACGAUCCUAACUCAUACUCAAGGUUCUUUGAAAUUCGACAGUCUGGAGAGCUGAUCAUCAGACAACAGGUGCACUUGCCCUUUUUACAGGACAACACUUUCAAUGUUACAGUGACAGCUUCAGACAAAGGUUGGCAGCCAAGAUCUACCGAAGCCACAGUAAUUAUAAAUUAUGUACCGUUCAACGAUUCACGAACAGAACUGGGAUUCAUACAGCCCCUCUGGUCGCUACUAGUUGCAGAGAAUACAGCUUCAGGCACUGAAGUGCAGGUGCUCGAUGUAGUGAACCAGGAGGGCUCUAUAGUCUGUACGAUCUUGGAGGGAAAUAUUCAGGGAACAGCAGGUCCACUUUUCUCACUGGAACCAGACAGAUAUUCAAAGAACUGCAUUCUGAUCUUGCGCGGGCAGCUUGAUUAUGAGAAAAAGAAUGAAUAUGAUUUAUAUGUGCAAGUUGCUGAGUCAAGAACCAAACGUCAAGUGGGUUCUAUCUACAAUGCCUGGAAACAAGCAACCGUUCGGAUCAGAGUGAUUGACAUCAACGAUAACUCUCCCAAAUGGUCCAUACCCACUUACCCACAACAAGACAGCGAAGUCAAGAACAAGUACUUUGGUCUGUACCAAGACAAUAUUGCAGCUGGCGAGAUGAUCCUUACCAUCUCUGCUUCCGACAUAGACUCUGGAAAUCUAGGUCUUGUAGAGUAUAAUCGUGGACUUGAAGAAAAAGAUUUUCCAGCUGAUACCAGCAUGCCAUUUACACUUGAUCCUCAAACUGGAGACAUCAAAACAUCAAGCGAAUUAAAGGAUAAAGUUCCAACAUACAGAUUUGCGGUUCAAGCCAAGGACAACCCAGGACAAUCCACUAACCAGAACAGCAUAGAUGCUGAAGUUGUGAUACAUCUUGUAGAAGAUAAGCAUAGAUUUGUUGCUGUGUUACCUGGUACACCACGGAAUUAUGUGGAGGAAAUUGAAAACCUCAGAAGGGCUAUACAAGACUUCACUGGCUAUAUCUGUCUGAUAGACAGAUUUGAAUUCAAGCGUAUACAGAAAGGACAAAAUGAAGUGCUAAGAGACGAGACUGGAACUGAUGUAAUCUUUGCCUUGGCUCAACCAGAUAUACCUCCAAACUUCCCACUUCUCCUCAACACAGAUCAAACUGUUCAAGGUCUGUUUGAUGGCCAGUUUAUCAGCUAUAUCACCACUAAACUUAGUGUUGAAGAUGUUCAUCCACCAUACCCAGGUGCUAUCACUCGUGACUUUGUUCUUACCAAAUCAUACAUAUGGUGGACGGAUGAUCCAUGGGCAUCUCUGGUAGCCCUCGUUGCAAUUUCUAUACUACUUGCUCUUGUUGGAAUCAUAGUUCUCGUCUUCACACAUUCCAGAUACACAAAAUACAUCAAUAACUACCGUGUCUAUCAGACAACAUACCAGACCCCAGAAUUUGUAGAGCCGCCAAGCUUCCUUCGCGAGUACGAGACUCAAAGUUUAGCCAUGUAUGUACCACCAGAUGAAGCUGUAGGCGGAGAAGCACAGUUAUCAAUGAACUUUUCAGCAGAAGGAAUAACAGACGUAGAGACAUCUGGAACUGCUGCCAUAAAUCCAGUUUAUGUAGCUGAUGAAUCUACAGGUCCAGCAAUUCACACUACAUAUACACAAGAUACCACUCUUCUCUAGAUAACACAAUUUGCUUGCCAUAUCUUAAAUAAUGCAACUCUACAACUUUGUGUCACUCAAAAAAAAAAAUGGGAAGAAAAACACUAAUUUGUUAAUGACUUUAAAAUGUGUUAAAAAUCGUACACCAAAGGAUUAUGGACAUGAAGUAUUAUCGAUAAAGAAGAGAAUCAAAGACUUGUUAUGACUUGAAAUAAAGUUUAUUUUGAUUUUCCUUAAUUAUUUUCUAUUUUUAUACUCUUACAUUUUGAGUUUGCCGCUAAAUUUAUAGAUUGUUAACUCUUCAAGAUAUUAAUUUUGUUAGAUAUUCAAAAUGACACACAGAUGUUGCGAACAACCAUUUUUGUUCAAAUAGGUUUAUUCAUGCUUUUAUAGACAAUAUAUUAAAAAAGCAUUUAGUUAUGUUGAUGCCAUGUAUUCUUAUUUCUCUAAACAGAGCCGAUAUAUUAUGUGCAUAGUUUCAUUAGUGCUGCAUUUUUAAACUUAAAGUUACACAUUAGCAGCUAUCUUCUGGAUAUUUUUUUUGCUAAUUUUUCUUGAUUUAGAAUGUCACUUUAGAAACUUUCUUGAAUUUUUAUGUCAAUUUUACAGUUUUGAAUCUCGCUUUUGAUCACAUUUGUACCUGGUACGAUACUCAGCUUUAAUGAUUUCUAGACACAAUGUUAGUUUUACUUAGAAUGUCCUAUACUAUAAAUAAAUAUAUGUUUUGCAACUAUAGUAAAUGCACACAUACUGUUACUGCUGUUCUUAUAUAUAUAUAUAUAUAUAUAUACAUAUCAUUUUUAUAUUGUUAGAGUGCUAAGAGUUAUUUUUGUACACUUAAAAGAUAAAUCCAUGUCACAAAGCAUAGUCUCUGUGCUCAACUGCUGCAUCCUUAGAUCAUGUGGAGGUAGUAGUUUUGGACAGGAAGGAAAAUUGUAUAGAUUUUGAAUUGUUCAAUUUGUGCUAACUGAAAAAAAGAGAACAAAGAAUUUUGUAAUAAAUAGCUUUUGCUAAAUUUUGAGAUUUGUAUUUUUUAUAAAUAAAUAAAAAAAAUGAUACUAUA
Molecule: messenger RNA, 30002 nt
Organism: Mercenaria mercenaria
Lineage: Eukaryota; Metazoa; Mollusca; Bivalvia; Venerida; Veneridae
Exons: 163
Coding region: 188-28960 (9590 amino acids)
Biological process (GO): homophilic cell-cell adhesion
Cellular component (GO): plasma membrane
Molecular function (GO): calcium ion binding
Source: RefSeq, a predicted model, not a curated record